Messenger RNA from Anopheles funestus (African malaria mosquito), 479 nucleotides. Its product is annotated as ubiquinol-cytochrome-c reductase complex assembly factor 2. The transcript has 2 exons. Gene Ontology annotation, cellular component: mitochondrial matrix. The record is from RefSeq and is a predicted model, not a curated record. Gene Ontology annotation, biological process: mitochondrial respiratory chain complex III assembly. Lineage: Eukaryota; Metazoa; Arthropoda; Insecta; Diptera; Culicidae. The coding region runs from base 165 to 473 and encodes 102 amino acids.
CACAAAGUGUUGCGUUUUGUUUUUUUUUUUCUAAGCAAAACACGGAGAUUUCAUCUCUGGCGUAAUCUUUUGCCGUUUCAGAAAAUCGCUAGUCAAUGUAGAGUGUAUACUGUUUACAAACGAUAAUCCAACCAUCCUCCCAUCGUUGGCGCACGUGUGAAAUUAUGUCCCAGCACUACAAGAACUUUCUCAGUCUUCUGGAGCGGUGGCCUGUGGAUAAAAGCAAAGUGGGCCGUGAUUUGGGCCAAUAUCUGCGGGAUCAGCUAACCGCUGUGCUUGGUUCGUCCAACAUCGUUGCCGUGAAGGACGACCGUCUACAGAAACAGUUCCGCUCGUUGGAGAACAUCGUAAACGACGUGCACGGUAAUCGGUAUCCGCGCAGUCUAAAUUCUACCGCCACCGGACUUUCUGGUGAACAGUGCCGCGAGGUGUUAUCUACCGAGUUUCUACAGAUUCUACAAAAGAAGGACUAGGUGUGC